This is a messenger RNA of Auanema sp. JU1783, 1278 nucleotides long. The record is from the annotation of a GenBank genome assembly. NCBI's taxonomy places the organism in Eukaryota, Metazoa, Nematoda, Chromadorea, Rhabditida, Rhabditidae.
AUGUCUUUGCAGAAAGCGAUCGAACUGGUGAAUAUAGCAACAGAAGAGGACAAAACGGGCAAUUUAGAGAGAGCCUUGCAAUAUUACUUACAAUCCAUUGAAUACUUCUUACAUAGUUUAAGAUAUGAAGUUCAAGGGGAACGACAGAAGGACUCAAUUCGGCAGAAAUGCGAAAAAUACGUUGAACGUGCUGAGAAAAUCAAGGAUCAUUUGAAAAAUCCUAAAAAGGAAAAAAAACCUGUCAAGGAUGGCAGUGAUUCAGACAACGAAGAUGCAGAUAAAAAAAAGCUACAGGAUAAAUUAGCGAGUGCUAUUGUAAUGGAGAAGCCCAACGUUAAGUGGUCUGACAUUGCCGGUUUAGAAACUGCGAAAGGAGCUUUGAAGGAAGCUGUAAUAUUGCCUAUCAAGUUCCCCCAGCUUUUCACAGGGAACCGCAAGCCAUGGCGUGGUAUUCUCUUGUUUGGACCUCCUGGAACGGGUAAAUCUUUCAUAGCGAAAGCUGUCGCUACUGAAGCAGACAAUUCAACUUUCUUCUCUGUAUCUUCAUCUGAUCUGAUGUCCAAAUGGCUGGGAGAAUCGGAAAAAUUGGUAAAAAACUUGUUCGCUAUGGCUAGAGAGCAUAAGCCUUCUAUUAUAUUCAUCGACGAAAUUGAUUCAUUGUGCUCAGCGAGAAGUGACAAUGAAUCUGAAAGUGCUAGGCGUAUCAAGACCGAGUUCAUGGUGCAAAUGCAAGGUGUUGGACUGGAUAAUGACGGUAUCCUCGUUUUGGGGGCUACAAAUAUUCCUUGGGCGUUGGAUGCUGCCAUUCGCAGAAGGUUCGAAAAGCGUAUUUAUAUUCCUCUGCCGGAAGUCAUGGCACGUAAAGAGAUGUUCAGAUUGGAGAUAGGAAAGAACGUGAACUCGCUAUCAGAUGAAAAUUAUAAGGAACUUGCUGAAAGAACCGAUGGUUACUCUGGUUAUGAUAUUAGCAUUUUGGUUAAGGAUGCUCUGAUGCAACCUAUUCGGCGCGUGCAAUCAGCAACUCACUUUAAAUAUGUCAGUGGUCCUUCUCCCAACGACAAAAAUAUAAUAGUUCAUGAUUUGCUCACCCCAUGUAGUCCUGGAGACAAAGAUGCUCGUCCUAUGAGUUGGCUCGAUGUACCUAGUGACAAACUGCAGGAACCAGUUCUAGCAAUGCAAGAUUUAGUGCGCUCUCUGAUGACCUCCAAACCAACUGUCAAUGGAGCUGAUCUGGAUAAAUUAGAACAGUUCAAAAACGACUUCGGUCAAGAAGGAUAA